GGAAGUAGACACAGAGGCAACAUGUUACAUCUGCACCAUUCUUGGUUGUGUUUCAGGAGCUGGCCGGCCGGGAUGCUCGCUGUGCUGCUAGCUUUGGCGCCAUCAGCUUCCAGCAACAUUUCCACCUCCCGACCGAAUAUCCUCCUUCUGAUGGCAGACGACCUCGGCAUCGGGGACAUUGGCUGCUAUGGCAACAACACCAUGAGUAACCUUAAUUGCUUUGUAUUUAUUUUUAGGAAUAAGCAUGGGCCUUUCCUCCUCUUCGUUUCCUUUUUGCACGUCCACAUCCCUCUUAUCACUAUGGAGAACUUCCUCGGGAAGAGUCUCCACGGGCUGUAUGGGGACAACGUAGAGGAGAUGGACUGGAUGGUAGGACAGAUCCUUGACACUUUGGAUAUGGAAGGUUUGACCAACAGCACCCUCAUUUAUUUUACAUCAGAUCACGGGGGUUCCCUAGAGAAUCAACUUGGAAACAGCCAAUACGGUGGCUGGAAUGGAAUUUAUAAAGGUGGGAAGGGCAUGGGAGGAUGGGAAGGUGGGAUCCGCGUGCCCGGGAUCUUCCGCUGGCCCGGGGUGCUCCCGGCCGGCCGAGUGAUUGGCGAGCCCACAAGUCUGAUGGAUGUGUUCCCCACCGUGGUCCAGCUGGCGGGCGGUGAGGUGCCCCAGGACAGAGUGAUUGACGGCCAAGACCUUCUGCCCUUGCUCCUGGGGACAGCCCAGCACUCAGACCAUGAGUUCCUGAUGCAUUAUUGUGAGGGGUUUCUGCAUGCAGCCAGGUGGCAUCAACGGGACAAAGGAACAAUGUGGAAAGUCCACUUUGUGACCCCGGUGUUCCAGCCAGAGGGAGCCGGUGCCUGCUAUGGAAGAAAAGUCUGCCCAUGCUUUGGGGAAAAAGUACUCCACCACGAUCCACCUUUGCUCUUUGACCUCUCAAGAGACCCUUCUGAGACCCACAUCCUCACACCAGCCUCAGAGCCUGUGUUCUAUCAGGUGAUGGAACGAGUCCAGCAGGCUGUGCGGGAACACCAGCGGACACUCAGCCCGGUUCCUCUGCAGCUGGACAGGCUGGGCAACAUCUGGAGACCGUGGCUGCAGCCCUGCUGUGGCCCAUUCCCCCUCUGCUGGUGCCUUAGGGAAGACGGCCCACAAUAA
Messenger RNA from Piliocolobus tephrosceles (Ugandan red Colobus), 1152 nucleotides. RefSeq names its product arylsulfatase L (gene ARSL). NCBI's taxonomy places the organism in Eukaryota, Metazoa, Chordata, Mammalia, Primates, Cercopithecidae. Gene Ontology annotation, molecular function: arylsulfatase activity. The record is from RefSeq and is a predicted model, not a curated record. The transcript is spliced from 7 exons. The coding region runs from base 22 to 1152 and encodes 376 amino acids.